CUAUGCACGACUCAAACGCGAAUUUUCUCUCCUUCACCAGAUCACGCCGCAGAAAUGUCCGUACGGCCUAUACGCCGAGCAGCUCUCCGGAAGCGCGUUCACUUGUCCGCGCGAGACGAACCAGCGCAGCUGGCUGUACCGGAUCCGGCCGGCCGUCGCCCACAAGCCGUUCCGCCGCUUCUUCUGUCACAACAACGUGAGCGACGCGUGGGGCGACAACGACCCCAACCCCAGCCAGCUGCGGUGGAAGCCGUUCGACCUUCCGGCGGACGAUGCCAAGGUCGACUUUGUCGAGGGCCUGCACACGCUGGCGGGUGCCGGGGACGCGAUGACGAGGAACGGUCUCGCGAUCCAUAUCUACGCCUGCAACGCGUCGAUGAUUGAUCGCGCAGGUGCUAACGGGCUCGCGAACCCGCGCGACUUUCUCACGCCGCGCGCGUGGUUCGAGGAUCGGGACGUCGAAGAGUACGCCGUCGUCAACAAGUACCAGGGCCACCUGUUCGUCGCGCUCCAGGAUCACUCGCCGUUUGACGUCGUCGCCUGGCACGGCAACUACGCGCCGUACAAGUACGACAUGGAUAACUUCAUGAGCAUGAACACUGUCUCGUACGGACACGCCGACCCCUCCAUCUUCACCGUACUCACCUGCCCAUCAUCAAAGCCAG
This is a messenger RNA of Priapulus caudatus, 665 nucleotides long. RefSeq names its product homogentisate 1,2-dioxygenase-like. Lineage: Eukaryota; Metazoa; Priapulida; Priapulimorpha; Priapulimorphida; Priapulidae. The record is from RefSeq and is a predicted model, not a curated record. Gene Ontology annotation, biological process: L-phenylalanine catabolic process. Gene Ontology annotation, molecular function: homogentisate 1,2-dioxygenase activity. The transcript has 5 exons. Gene Ontology annotation, cellular component: cytoplasm. The annotation marks the transcript as partial.